Malania oleifera is the source of this 1138-nucleotide messenger RNA. RefSeq names its product pyruvate, phosphate dikinase, chloroplastic-like. Bases 683 to 1138 code for a protein of 151 amino acids. Lineage: Eukaryota; Viridiplantae; Streptophyta; Magnoliopsida; Santalales; Ximeniaceae. The transcript has 8 exons. Gene Ontology annotation, molecular function: pyruvate, phosphate dikinase activity. Gene Ontology annotation, biological process: pyruvate metabolic process; phosphorylation. The record is from RefSeq and is a predicted model, not a curated record.
GCGAGAAGGGAAGGGAAACAUGACACUGCGACUUCUCUUCUCCUCCUCCUUUGCAGAAGAGACUUCUCCAUGCCACUGUCCUCUCUGUCGCUGCGUCCAUUAUUUCCCCCUUCCCGAAUCCAUUUCCAAUACUCCGCCACUGUGCCGCUGCCUUCAACUCUAUCUCCUGCUUGCCCUCGGCGAAGCUCAGCUCAGCUCCAUCGUCGCCAUCCUCGGCAGUUGUGCCCCCUACAACCUCCUCAUCUUCGGACUCACCCACGAGACCCUCUACUGGGAUGUGAAAAAUGUCAUCGUGCAAAUGCUUCAUGCUGCCAAAUUUAACUGGAUAGAGAUAAUAAGGAGGCACAAUUACCCAAAUUUGAGUUUGUUAUCCCCAAUCUCCGCAUAGGAACCCUGGAUUCUCUCUUAUCCCUUAGUGAUGAUCUCUUCGAGUCGAACAGCUUUGUGGAAGGAGUGUCUCACAAGAUCAGGUGUCAGAUUGACGAACUAGAGAGGGUGUCAGGUGGUGACAGUGGUGCGCUUACAGUGGAUGGAGUUUCGGUCGAUUUGUACCUCACAAGGUAAUCAGAUGUUGAAUCAACAUUAACAGCGAUUGAUGGAUUAAGCUUCAGACUAAUUUUGACAUUUGCGUUCAAAGGAACUAAGAAAUGAACUGCAACACAGAGAUGAACAAAUACCCUGAAUGUUUGAAGAUCCAUCUGCUUACAAAGACAAAGUUGUUGCCACUGGUCUACCCGCAUCUCCAGGAGCUGCAGUUGGCCAGAUUGUGUUCCGUGCUGAUGAUGCUGAAGCAUGGCAUGCACAAGGAAAGAGUGUCAUCCUGGUUGUUGUGGUUGGGGACAAGGUGAUUGAAGAAGGGGAAUGGCUUUCACUCAAUGGGUCUACUGGUGAAGUGAUCUUAGGAAAACAACAUCUUUCGCCUCCAGCUCUAAGUGGUGAUUUGGAGAUUUUCAUGUCUGGUGCUGAUAAAAUAAGGCGGCGCAAGGUUAUGGCAAAUGCUGAUACACCUGAAGAUGCACUUACAGCAAGAAAUAAUGGUGCCCAAGGGAUUGGACUAUGUAGGACAGAGCACAUGUUCUUUGCAUCAAAUGAGAGGAUAAAGGCUGUGAGAAAGAUGAUAAUGGCGGUUGAAAAGUAA